AUGAUGGUGGUUCUAAUCAUCGCCAUCAUGAACUGGCCACCAUGGGUCGUCGAGAGUCCGACUGCAAGAGUUCAGGUCAUGUCUGUCCUCUUCGCUGCGGGGCUCUUCAUCGUUGCUGUGGAAGAUGUCGUUGGCAUCAACAAAUCGGCGAUGAUGAUGGUCUUGGCUGCAGUGAUGUGGACGUUCUUGGCCGUCGGCUACCACCCCAACAACUCCAAGGCGGGGUACAUGCAGCUCCAUGAGGAGCUCAACCGUGGCCUCGAGGAAGUGGGCAGUGUGCUCUUGUUCCUGCUGCCUGCAAUGGGUGUCGUGGAGUCCAUUGACCACUUCGAUGGUUUCGCUUUGGCCAAUAUGGCCAUCCGGCGUGCCAUUGAAGGGAGGAAGGACCGACUGAUGCCGAUCAUUUGCAUCCUGACUUUCUUUCUUAGCUCGGUGAUCGACAACCUCACAUCGACCAUCGUUGCCGUGAAAAUUCUGCGGCGGCUGGCCUCCGAAGAUGAGGAAUAUCGUCGCCUGUGCGGCGGCUUGGCUGUCAUUGCAGCCAAUGCUGGAGGAGCAUGGUCGCCGAUCGGCGACGUGACCACCACCAUGCUUUGGAUUCAGGAGAAGAUUUCAGCCACGAAUACCGUGCUGUGGCUGUUUCUUCCGUCAUUGGCCGCAGGCGUGCUGCCGCUGUUUGGUCUGAGGUGCCAGGCGCGUCGCCUUAUGGCGGAACCGUCGCCAACAGAUCAUCGCGUCAAGGACCGCAAAAAAGGUCCAGGCUGGGAGCAGGAGCCUCUGAAAGAAUCCGGUCUGGACGAGGAGGACUCAGACCCAAUCACUAGACAGAAGGUCAUCGCCUUGAUCUUCGGCGUUCUAUGCAUCCUUAUGGUACCGAGCCUGAAGAUGAUCUGUGGCUUGCCACCGUACCUGGGGAUGCUUCUGGCUUUGGGUCUCAUGUGGCUUCUGACGGACGUGUUGCACUUCCAGGGCCACGUUGCAGGUGGGGAGUCUCCAGGCGAAGACAACCAUGGCGGGCCACCACAGCUCGGAGUCGUCAGUGCACUUCGCAAGGUCGAUCUCACCGGGCUUCUCUUCUUUACGGGUGUGCUCCUAGCCAUUGGCGCCUCCUGGCUGCACUGCACGGGGGAGAGCCCUGCCCUUGUUUCCGAAGUGGACGACCAAACGUCAGACAUUGACACAGCCCGCGAUUGCAGCCUUAUCAGCGAUCCAGCUGACUCUGUGGCUGCCGGUCCUGUCUACGGUGACUUCGGUGCAGGACCGACAGGAUGCGGCUACGACGCCGGAGGACAUCCCGAAAGCUGUCAUGCUAAGUACACGCUGCUGGAACGUGAGAGCGGUCAUGGCGCCGGUGACAGACGAGUUGGCGUUGUGAAGAACUGGAACCACGACAGGGGUUUUGGCUUCCUUCGCACGGAGGGGCAGGAGAAGGACACGUUCUUUCCCCGAAGAGAGCUGCCACCUGAAUUUCAAGGUGAGACUGCGUUGAACGGUAUCACCUUUGCUUACGACGUUACUGCAGCAGCAGAUGGCCGCCCACAGGCCAAGAAUCUGCAGUUUGUGGGCGGUGCAGCCCAGACCAUUCCCACCCCUUCGGCGGGCCGCGGGAUAGAAGGCUUUGGAACGCGAUGCAUGGGUCAAGUGAAGAGCUUCUCUGGCAAAGGUGGAUAUGGCUUCAUCAGCAUCAACACCGGAGCUGACAUCUUCUUCGCCAAGCGAGACCUGCCGGUGGGCAUGCAGGAGGCCAACUUGAUCGGAGUCCAGUUUGAGUUCGACAUUGGCUCCAGCAAUGACGGGCGCAGUCAGGCCAAGAACUUGGUUUGUGUUGACCCGGGCUCGGCCAACUUCGGCGCGGUCGGGCCGUCCGGCAAGGGCAAUGGCAAGGGUGAGCCGACUGAAGGUUCGCGCCUUCAGGGCCAGAUCAAGGAGGUGAGCCAGGAUGGAGGCUCGAUCGUCUGUGGCGUGAUGGCCGAGGAGGUGCCGUUCACACCGACGGACCUUCCAGCGAACCUACAGAGACAGGUGCUGUCGGGUGACACGACGCGCUUGCAGAGGGCGACGGUGCUGUUUACGCUGGCUGUGGGUGGUGGGCGAGCCUUCGCAAAAGAGGUCAUGCUGAUCCCAGAGCCGGAUGAGCUCAUUGUGGGUGAAGUGGUUCAGUUCAACACAAGCGCAGGGUAUGGUUUCAUCAAGCCCGCCCUGGACUCUGUCUUCCAGCAAGACGUCUACUUCAACAUCAAGGACUUAUCCCGGGCACUGUCGGAUGAGGAACGAGGAGGCCUGAAUGGGCAGACCUGCCGUUUUAACCUGCGCCUGACGCCGGACAACAGGCCUCAAGCUCGCCGUGUUGAGAUGGUGGGUGCCGCCUUCGGAGGCACUCGCUUCAGCUACGACGCGCCUCAGGUGCCUGCGGCCCCAGCUGGCUUUGCUGCAGGCAAUGUGGCCGCGGGCGUGCCAAGAACACGUUUCAGCUACGAGGCACCAAGCGCAGCGACAACAGCCUCCGGUUUUCAGUCAGGCGCGCCAGAGCCCACCUUCGAGGCCACCUCCAGGUUCAGCGCCACUCCGCCAGGUGACAUGAAGCGUGCAGCCGAGGGCAAUGACGAGGCUUUGGGGAGCGAUGCAAUCUUCUGUUCCCGUCAGAUGGCAAGCCUACAUUGGGGUGUUACAGAGAUGAAGCGAUUUGGAGCAAGAGCCUCCCAGCAAGCGACAGGCACGGAACAGCGGGAAACAUACUGUUUCUUUUUUGUGUGGGAGGAGCAAGAGGCGUUAGUGCACAAUGGGUUUGCUGUCGUUUCCAACGGGCCGGUGUGGAUGAGGAAUCGGUACGCGGAGAUGAUCAAUGAGCUCUGCAAGCACAGUGCCGUGCGGCUGUCCAUUCUUCUUGGACUCUCUUCUGCGGUGGUGGACAAUGUUCCGUUGGUCGAGGCGUCGAUCGACAUGUUCCGCGAGACGAAGACGGAUGACCCGCUCUGGCAGCUAGUGGCCUUGGCAGCGGGCACUGGUGGGUCCGUGUUGUCCAUUGGCAGCAUUGCGGGCGUCACUCUCAUGAGCAUGGAGCACGUCGGCUUCAUCUGGUACUUCCGAAAGGUGGGUGUUUGGGCUGCACUCGGAUUUUUCGCCGGCAUCGGCGUGUAUCAGCUGGAGCGCCUGAUCAUCACCGGUGGCUCGUGA
Symbiodinium natans is the source of this 3174-nucleotide messenger RNA. The record is from the annotation of a GenBank genome assembly. Lineage: Eukaryota; Dinophyceae; Suessiales; Symbiodiniaceae.